Closterium sp. Yama58-4 is the source of this 1635-nucleotide messenger RNA. The record is from the annotation of a GenBank genome assembly. Lineage: Eukaryota; Viridiplantae; Streptophyta; Zygnematophyceae; Desmidiales; Closteriaceae.
AUGACCUUCCCGAGACUUCACCCCGACCUUUUGAAUCGCGCCGGCCCUUUGAGUCACGCCGACCCUUCGAGCCGCGUGAAGCGCCGCGAGCUGCAAGCCCUGCAGAACGUGACGCUCGCUCCGAACCGCACGCAUCGCAAGAACCCCCUCGACGGACUUAACUACUACACGGGCGGCUGGAACCCCAGCAGCAAGGAUUAUUGGGCGUCAGUCAUGUGGUCGGUGGUCUACGUGCCACUCUUUGGCCUACUCUGGCUCAUCCUGGGCCUCGGGAUUCUCGGAUUCUCGCUGCUCACCUGCCUGUGCUGUCGCGACAAGUGGACCGAAAUGAGGGACCCUGCAUACGCCAAGUACACCAAGAAAGACCUCUGGGUGCCGCUGGGAUUCAUGCUUCUCGGAAUUGUCGCCGUGCUGGUGGGAUUUUCCGUGAUGGUGGCAGGAGGAGUGCAGCUGCACAACCGCGUCAACAGAGUCACACAGUACGUGACGGAGCAGGUUGACUUCACCGCCAGUGUGAUCUUCAACCUCUCCAAAAUCGUGGAGACAAGUUCCUCUAUCACCGUCGCCAACGCCGUCAUUCCGGCUGACAAGAAGGCAGACAUUGAGAACAAGGCGAGGAAAGCAAACGAGACAGCCACGGAGCUGCAGGCCAAGACGGCAGACGGCAUCAACAUCAUCAACAACGGCCUGCGAGUCCUCUCCAUUACCUUCUAUGUCAUCGGCUGCGUCAUCACCGCCCUUUGCCUCUUCGCUCUAUUGUUUGCUCUACUCAAGUGGGUGGUAGCAUCCAACAUCCUUGUCACUUUAAUCUGGGUAGUCGUUUUCUUCACUUGGUGCUUGACAGCUGGCCUUCUUGUUGCAUACCUGGUGAAUGGGGAUACAAGCAUCGCACUGGAGCAGGUGCAGCAGUCCCCAACCAUCAACAGCGCCAUGGACAAGUACCUCCACUGCAUCCCCAGCGAGAAGCUCCUGAAUGCAACACGCUAUGCGCGCUACACCGCUGCCACCGUGCUCACCACCGUUAACAGCUCCGUGGACAGCAACGCUCCUAGAAUCUUCACGUUUCUUGGUGUUCCGGGCGGCAUCUGUGUGCCGUACGGCCCGGCGCCCAAUUACACGCGCGACAUGAGCUAUUGUGAUCCAAGCACCACCAUCACCUUCCAGCAGUUUGUGAAUACCCUCUCCACCACGGCCAGCAGCUCUGUCUUGGUGCCUGAGGUGGUGAGGAACGACCUCACUGCUGCUGCAAAAACGCUCGCGCUGCUCGAGUCCACCAUCCCCAAUGUGCUCGCGCUUGUCGACUGCUCCUAUGUCGCCAGCAUUGCUGCGUUUGCAAUGUCCGAGGCACAGGCGAUGAUCACCAACUUCCAGAUGCUCUGGGUGGGCUUCCUGGUCAUCACCAUCGCCUGUAUGAUGCAGGCCCUCUCCAUGCCUAUCUAUGUCUUCCGAGCCGUCAGGCUCGGCGACAAGCUCAGCGACGCUGAAGUCGAGGGACUAUACAAGGCUUCAGCUGUCCCAGUAGCUUACCCAGCAGGUGGGGGACCUGAGGGGCAGGCACAAGCGAACGAGCCUAGCUUCGCAGAAGGCUCUGGCGGCUCAUACUAUGAAGGCGAAAGUGGUGCUGGUUACAAGUGA